CCCGCGGUGCCUCUGCGGACUGAGGGCCGGGCGGGAUGGCGGCGCGCAGCUUUGGCCGCGGCAUCGGGCGGCUCCUGGGGGGUCUGCGCCGGGUGAGUGCGCCGUGGAGGGCGGUCUCGGGGCGCACACGCGGCGCCCCCGCCGCAGGGCAGCCGGGCUCGUACCUGGCGCUGAGCGCGCAGGCGGCCCGGGAGCCGGCCGCUUUCUGGGGACCGCUGGCGCAGGACACGCUCGUGUGGGACACCCCCUACCACACCGUCUGGGACUGCGACUUCAGCAGUGGCAAGAUCGGCUGGUUCCUGGGAGGCCAGUUAAACGUCUCGGUUAACUGCUUGGAUCAGCAUGUUCGGAAGUCCCCAGAGAGUGUUGCUUUGAUCUGGGAGAGAGAUGAGCCUGGGACCGAAGUGAGGAUCACCUACAGGGAGCUGCUGGAGACCACAUGCCGCCUGGCCAACACGCUGAAGAAGCAUGGAGUGCGCCGAGGGGACCGCGUGGCCAUCUACCUGCCUGUGUCCCCGCUGGCUGUGGCAGCGAUGCUGGCCUGUGCCCGGAUUGGGGCUGUCCACACCGUGGUCUUUGCGGGCUUCAGUGCAGAUUCCUUGGCUGGGAGGAUCAAUGAUGCCAAGUGCAGAGUGGUGAUCACCUUCAACCAAGGACUCCGGGGAGGGCGCGUGGUGGAGCUGAAGAGGAUCGUGGACGAAGCCGUGAAGCACUGCCCAUCAGUCCAGCAUGUCCUGGUGGCUCACCGGACAGAGAACAAAGUCCCCAUGGGUGACCUGGACAUACCACUCGAGCAGGAGAUGGCCAAGGAGGACCCCGUGUGUGCCCCGGAGAGCAUGGGCAGUGAGGACACGCUCUUCUUGCUGUACACCUCGGGGAGCACCGGCAUGCCCAAGGGGCUCGUCCACACCCAGGCGGGCUACCUGCUGUUCGCUGCCCUCACCCACAAGCUUGUGUUUGACUACAGGCCGGGCGACGUCUUCGGCUGCGUGGCUGACAUCGGCUGGAUCACGGGACACAGCUAUGUGGUGUAUGGACCCCUCUGCAACGGGGCCACCAGUGUCCUCUUUGAGAGCACCCCUGUGUACCCCAAUGCUGGUCGGUACUGGGAGACGGUGCAGAGGCUGAAGAUCAACCAGUUCUAUGGCGCCCCCACGGCCGUGCGGCUGCUGCUGAAGUACGGCGACGCCUGGGUGAAGAAGUACGACCGCUCGUCCCUGCGGACCCUGGGCUCAGUGGGAGAGCCCAUCAACCUGGAGGCCUGGGAGUGGCUGCACAAAGUGGUGGGUGAUGGCAGGUGCACGCUGGUGGACACCUGGUGGCAGACAGAGACGGGUGGCAUCUGCAUCGCGCCCCGGCCCUCAGAGGAAGGUGCCGAGAUCCAGCCUGGCAUGGCCAUGAGGCCCUUCUUUGGCAUCGUGCCCGCCAUCAUGGACGAGAAGGGAAAUGUCGUGGAGGGCGGCAACAUCUCCGGGGCACUGUGCAUCUCUCAGGCCUGGCCCGGCAUGGCCAGGACCAUCUACGGAGACCACCAGAGGUUCGUGGACGCCUACUUCAAGGCUUACCCAGGCUAUUACUUCACGGGCGACGGUGCCCUCCGGACCAAGGAGGGCUAUUACCAGAUCACGGGGAGGAUGGACGACGUCAUCAACAUCAGUGGUCACCGCCUGGGGACUGCGGAGGUCGAGGAUGCCAUGGCAAAUCACCCCGCUGUGCCGGAGACCGCUGUCAUCGGCUACCCCCAUGACAUCAAAGGAGAAGCUGCGUUUGCCUUCAUCGUACUGAAAGAUGACACACAUAACCCUGAGGAGGUGGUGAAGGAGCUCAGGACAGCGGUGGCAGAGAAGAUCGCCAAGUACGCAGUGCCGGACGAGAUUCUGGUGGUGAAGCGUCUCCCCAAGACACGGUCCGGGAAGGUCAUGCGGCGGCUGCUGAGGAAGAUCAUCACCGGCCAGACCCAGAAUCUGGGGGACACCACCACCCUGGAGGACCCCGGCGUCAUCGCGGAGAUCCUGCACGCCUACCAGAAGAACAGGGACGAGCGGCCUGCCUCGUAGCAGGGACGCGCCUCCACCUGGGAGCCUUUGGCCAAACCCAGUGCCCGUCAUCCGUCCUUUUCCUUCCCAGAAAGCAGCUCUGAUGUUGCCUGGUUCCUCCGCGUCCCAGACGCGGUCCUCGCCGCCCUGGAUGUGAGGUUCAUGCCCACCUACCCCUUUCUGCAGGAGACCCUCAAGUGUAGCCCAGAGAGAUGGGCCCCAGAUGUGGUUAGGGCCUGUUCUGCUCAUCCUGAAUUGGAAAAGCCACCACUAUCCCCUCUUGAGUGUCCUCUUGAGAGCACAAAGGAAGACAAAGCACCCAGGAGCAAUAAUGUCUUUCCCUGAUGUUUCUAGAUAUAAAAGGCAGAGAUUUUAUUUUUAUACUUUUAUAUUUUGGAAGAAUAAUGCUCAAGCCUGCAGGUGUAGUGUGUGGGUUUACUUGUAGUUGCUCUUUAACUCUCAGAGUUCUCAAAAACCCCUUUCCUGCUUCCAGGGGUGGGCAGUUGCCUGGGAAUCAAAGUGAGCCCUUGUAAUGAUACUUUAGCUGGCAAGUCUGGGUUGCAAAUGCUCAUAUCUGCCUGUGUAGGUAGCCAUCUGGGGAACUGUCAGACCCCAUUGUGUGUCUUCCUACUGCAUUCGGUGUGUCUGUGCUGAAAUGAAUUCCUAAAAGCAGCUCACUUUUUAGUUCUAAAGGUAUUACAGUUACAGGUUCUGUUUUCUUCAAACUGUGAGCUGGAAAGAUUUUUUUCCCCUGGAUGCCUCUUGACAAGAGAUCACGAUGCUUCACCUAUGUGUGAUUGUCGAGGGAAGCCAGUGGAGUCCCAGAUUCUGCUUGGGCUGGGACUGGCUCCCUGCAGAGCCUGUCCUCCCUCCCUUCUGUGGCUGGGGUCUUAAGGAUCAGGGGGGUCCAUGAUGAGAUUUGGAGCUCUGAAUCAGGGCUUUCUUUUUAAUGUGCCUUAUGUCCCCCAAACAUUAGCAAGACAAAAUAAAUCACUAAGUCCCACGAGGCUUUGUGACCAGAAGCCUGUAGCCCUGCAGGUGUUUGGCCAGCGGAUGAUGAGCUGAGCAUGCCUGAGUGGCCUGCACAGCGGUUGUGGUCACUCAUCACACACAGACUUGCAGCCUUUUGUGAUGGCUCGUAGUGCCCAGUCCCGUGCACUCGGGCCUGUCUCAGCUGUGCGGGACUUGGUGGCCUGUGGCCUUGGCACUAUUUAUGAAAUGCCUUCAGUUUCCCCAUUACUGAUGUAAACCUGGGUGGUGGUCCAGGGUUUCACUGAUGGAUCCACAGAGGAGUUUAAAUAAACCUUUAUUCUGUUUCAUUC
Messenger RNA from Choloepus didactylus (southern two-toed sloth), 3358 nucleotides. It is a transcript of the gene ACSS1, whose product is annotated as acyl-CoA synthetase short chain family member 1. Gene Ontology annotation, cellular component: mitochondrion. NCBI's taxonomy places the organism in Eukaryota, Metazoa, Chordata, Mammalia, Pilosa, Megalonychidae. The record is from RefSeq and is a predicted model, not a curated record. Gene Ontology annotation, molecular function: acetyl-CoA synthetase activity; AMP binding. The transcript has 14 exons. The coding region runs from base 36 to 2057 and encodes 673 amino acids.